Molecule: messenger RNA, 200 nt
Organism: Acanthoscelides obtectus
Lineage: Eukaryota; Metazoa; Arthropoda; Insecta; Coleoptera; Chrysomelidae
Source: the annotation of a GenBank genome assembly
GUCAUGCACUUCUAUAAGUCGUUUCUUUAUUACCUUAGGAGUUGAAUGGACGCCUCAUGUGAGCACGUGAUUUAGUGGUAUUUGCCCGAUGUACAACGAGAGCAUUUAUGCCUGCAACGUUUAUAAGAUGGAAGAAAAUGGCUAACGGCCAUCGUUUGGUUCGCCUUCCUACGCUGUAUGUACCACACAAAUGAUCAUUG